AUGGAGACCACCAACCUGAGCAAGCAAGCUGAGCCAACCAUGACUCAGCCAAAUUAUGCACCUACUAUAGAGUCUGUAAUUAGAAAUCCAGAGACUGAAGAUGGUGUAUGCGUCUUUCCAUUCUGGUAUAGAGGUGAAAUAUUCUAUGACUGUGUCAAUUUCAAUCUGAAACACAAAUGGUGUUCUUUGAACAAGACUUUUCAAGGUUACUGGAAAUACUGUGCUCCUUCAGACUAUGCUCCAUGUACCUUUCCCUUCUGGUACAGACGUAUGAUCUACUGGGAUUGCACAGAGGAUGGGGAGGUGUUUGGAAGAAGGUGGUGUUCACUCACCCCAAAUUUCAACAAAGAACAUGUUUGGAAAUAUUGUAUAUAA
Messenger RNA from Grammomys surdaster, 375 nucleotides. It is a transcript of the gene Bsph1, whose product is annotated as binder of sperm protein homolog 1. Gene Ontology annotation, molecular function: heparin binding. The record is from RefSeq and is a predicted model, not a curated record. The transcript has 5 exons. The coding region runs from base 1 to 375 and encodes 124 amino acids. Gene Ontology annotation, cellular component: cell surface. Lineage: Eukaryota; Metazoa; Chordata; Mammalia; Rodentia; Muridae.